CCGCCGGCCGGGACACCAUGUCCUCCCGCGUGUCCUCCACACCUGCCGCCGCCGAGGACGCCACCGAGGACGCCGCCGAGGACGCCGCCGAACGCGCGCCCCUCAAGGACGACGACGACGACCGCGAGGACAAGGCGCACGCCCAGGACGCCGACGAUGAACUCAUUCCGCUGCCGGGCAAGGGCCCGGACAUCCUCCGCGUGGUGGACAGCCUGCUCUCGUUGCACGUGGUGGCCCCCCUGGUCAUCUCCACCUGGCGGGGGCUCUUCGAGAUGUUCCAGCUGUACCCGGGCAUCCCGGACUGGGCCCUAGCCGCGUUCGGCGCCGUGCUGCACUCGGGGCUGGCGCUCUCCAGGGACCUCUUCAUGACCACCUUCGACUGCAGGCGCUACCCGGAGCCCACCCGCAACUUCGUCAAGGUGCUGACGCGGUGCUACACGUACGUGUUCAUGGUGGCGUGCGUGACGCACUGGCGCGGGCUGUGGUUCCUGCUGGACCUGCUGGGCACCAGCCCGGCCGUGGUGGGCCUGGUGUGGGCCAUGUCCGCCGCCUCGCUGUUCGCGCUGCGCUCCUGGCGCAACACCAUGGCGCCGCCGCUGGUCGUCGCGCAGGACGGCCCGGACUACGUCUUCUCCUUCAGCUUCCGCUUCCGGUCCGACGUGCAGCAUCCACUGGAGAGGCACCUGCACCCCGACAAGCACCGCCUCAUGUACUACGUGCUUUCGCGCGUGUACACCGCCCUCUUCAGCUUCGGCUGCGUCAACUCGUUCCGCGGCGUCUGGAAGGCGCUGGACGAGCACACGGGGCUGAACCCCGCCACCGUGGCGGCGCUCACGGCCGUGCCCGUCGUGGCGCUGGGCUGCAUGCGCGCGCUCCGGAACAUCUCCGCGCCGCCCUUCGUCAUCGUGACCGACAACCACGAGAACUACUUCCAAGUGCCCACCAUGUUCCACACCAGCUCGCGGCAGACGCUGCUGUACAUCCUGGACUGCCUGUUCUCCGUGCUGGUGGUGCACACCCUGGUGGUGUUCGUGUGGCGCGGCGGCUGGUGCAUCUUCGACAUCUACCUGUUCCCGCGCCACUACGCCUGGUCCGCCUGGGGCUCGCUGACGCUCGGCUACUGCAUCACCAUCGUGGCGUUCAGCCUGCAGCCCUGCAUGAUGUCCGUGGUGCAGCGGAUGUCCGGGUGCUGCCGCGUGCUGGUCGUCGACAUGUACCACUUGUUCUCCUUCGUGGGCACGGUCAACGUGUGGCGGGGCGUCUGGAACCUGCUGAACCACUACUUGCUGCCAGGAAACCCCGUGGCGAGCUACUGGAUCAGCCACCUGCUGCCAUUCCUGCUCCUGGUGCUGCUCAACAGCGCCAACUCAAUCCUGGUCCGCGGCGUGUACAUCGACGCCGAGGAGGAGGGCGGUCAGUGCGUCGAGUUCCCCAUCUACUACCUGCGGCUCUUCUUCCAGAACCGACGCCGCAAGAAGCUGAUGCGGCAGCACGCCUUGGGGAAGCGGCCCCCCGGCUCGCACAAGACCACCCUGCUGGACAACAACCACCAGCAGAACCACUCGCCCAGCCCGCCGUCCUCGCGAAAGAGCUCCAAGGAACAGCCCCUGCAGCCCUGCCUGUCGCACGGGCUGAGCCACGGCAUGAGCCACCCCCACCACCACAACCUGCGCGUCCAGUUGCCCGCCCAGCUGCCCGCUUCGUACAAAGACAUUCCCGAGUCACCUGUCUGAAGGAUCUCUUACUCUUAGGGUAUUGUACGAAAGUCGAAAAUUUUAUCUCGGCCCAGCGUGAAAAAUCGACAUGUUUUCUGAGUGCCUAAAUUUUGCGGAAAGUCUAAACUUAUGGAGCAUUUUAAAAGCCGCUAUCCUCUCCGCGAAAAACUUUGACGCUUCAAAAUGUGUGCUGGAAAAUCUAUGAUCAGAUUUUACUCGCUAUGGAAUCAAUGUGGAAACAAAGGACUUAGGUUCCCGAAGCCUACUUUGUGCCUUGCCGUGAGCUCUCCUGUCCAAUGCUGCCAAUCCAAGCGUCGUCGGCUUGAUCACAUCUUCGCCCGGCCGCUGUGAGUGUAUGAACCUGUACAUAUGGUGUGAAUGAUUACGAUAAUAAGUUAUUCGUCUAAAUAUUGCUUGUAAUAAAGGAAAUGUGAGUCAACAUAAUAACCACUUACAAUGUGUGAAAUAAGUUAUAGGAAUAAACGCGUACUUGACUAGUUGCUAGAUGCGCAAGAAUGUUAGUGACAUUUUCCAAAGAGUAUUAAAUAGAACAGCUAUAACAACAAUCUCAGAUUGUUAUUCAUUGCUAAGUUUGUAUGUUAAUAUGCCUUGAAUUGAGCUAAAUUUUUUUCCCGAAAUGUGUGUCUAACGUCAUGUAAAAAAAGAGAAUUAAAUCCAAUCUGCAAUUCAAAAUGAAAUUGAGAAUUCUGUUUGCGUCACAUAGAAGUGACGGUAACUACCACUCAGUUUGCAACAGGCACAAGAAAACACUACAAGUUGCAAUAAAAAUA
Thrips palmi is the source of this 2506-nucleotide messenger RNA. RefSeq lists its product as uncharacterized. Bases 18 to 1733 code for a protein of 571 amino acids. The transcript has 8 exons. Gene Ontology annotation, biological process: neuromuscular synaptic transmission; neuron-neuron synaptic transmission; clustering of voltage-gated calcium channels. The record is from RefSeq and is a predicted model, not a curated record. Gene Ontology annotation, cellular component: presynaptic membrane. NCBI's taxonomy places the organism in Eukaryota, Metazoa, Arthropoda, Insecta, Thysanoptera, Thripidae.